Messenger RNA from Caenorhabditis angaria, 565 nucleotides. The record is from the annotation of a GenBank genome assembly. NCBI's taxonomy places the organism in Eukaryota, Metazoa, Nematoda, Chromadorea, Rhabditida, Rhabditidae.
AUGACUGAAACCAGAGAAGUUCCAAACAAGUUUUUUGGUCGAUAUGAACUCGAAAAAUCUGAAAACUUUGAUGAAUUUCUAUCAUCAAAAGGUGUUAAUUGGCUUAUUCGACAACUUAUAAAAAGAGCUGGGCUCACAAAAAUCAUUGAAUCAAAUCAAGAGAAAAAUGGAAGGUUAUUAAAUAGAAAACUGUGAGAUAAAAAAAGUAAAACUUAUUAUUUCAGAUAUAACUUUGAAAAUCUGACCUCAAAAAAGAACACAAAUUAUCAAGGAUGGGAAUUGGGAAAACAAUUCGAAGGAGAUGGUUUGGAUGGAAAUAAACAUCAAAUAACUUUCGAUUUCAAAGACGAAGUUCUAUCCGAACAUCAUAUUCGAUUGAAUGAACCAACAACUUCCGCUGAAACUUAUUAUUAUACAAUUGAUGAAAAUAAUCAACUUGUUAUGGUUUGUUUUUUUUGUUUUUCUGUAAAUUCUCAACAAAUAUAUAUAUUUUUUCUCACAGAAAAUGGAAAAUAAUGGAAUUGUUUGUCGACGUUGGUUCAAAAAAGUCGAGGAAAAACAAUAG